AUGACGUGGCAUAAUGAGCCCAGUUUUGCCACUACUGAUCAUUUCAGAAGUCUUGCUAUCAAUUCCGGCGGUAUGCGCGCCGCCGCUGCUCUCACAAUCACCUGGCUUAUCAGCGCAAAUGUUCAUAGCGUCGUCAGCACCCGGUUUGCAGGCAAUGAAGAAAUUCAUGAUGAAGGGCAUAUCAAGCAACAUCUACAAGACAAGAUCGAGGUAGAAAAGAUGACAGAGGAACAAAAACGGUUUUACUAUUUCUCCAUGAAUGAUUUGGACCAUGAUAAUAGAAUUGAUGGCACGGAGAUAGUAAAAGCUUUGACACAUACACACGAAGGGGAAACAGGUACGCCUUUGUUUGAGAAAAUCCUUCUAAUUUUUGCACGUUCCUGA
Molecule: messenger RNA, 384 nt
Organism: Cylicocyclus nassatus
Lineage: Eukaryota; Metazoa; Nematoda; Chromadorea; Rhabditida; Strongylidae
Source: the annotation of a GenBank genome assembly